UGGGGCGAAGACCAAGAAAAGGCUGUGGAAAGGAUGAAGAAAGAAUUCAAGGAAGGAGGCUUGGUGCUGGAAGCGCCGAACUACGAGGUCACGGAGGAAAAGCCAUUCGUUGUUCAGACGGACGCCGGACCAACUGCCUUAGGAGGGGUCCUAAUCCAGACGGAUGCUGAUGGGAAGGAGAGGACGUUAAGAUUUGAAAGCCGCACCCUCAAUACGACUGAGAGGAAUUAUUCCCAGUUCAAGAAGGAGACGUUGGCGGUGCUCCAUUGCCUCGAAUCCUUCCGGAAUUACAUCUUUGGCAGAAGGCUCAUUUUGAGGGUGGACCUUACCGCKCCGGCGUGUUCCCUGAAAAGUUACACUCUAUCUGACCCAACCAUCGCGAGGUGGUUGACUUACAUUUGGAUGUUUAACUUUGAGUUGGAGAGGAUUCCCGGGGACAACAAUAGGGCAGAUGGGUUGAGCCGUAUCAAUUGGGACGGGGCGAAUCAAGGGUCAAUCGGGGAUGCCCCGCCAGUUGAUGGGUUCUUGGACCAGGAGGAGGACGUCCGCCUCCACAUAAAUGAGUGGUCGCUGAGGGUGCCUAGCUGCGUCACGCAUCCUAUAUGGCUAGCACCAAGGGGGUAYGRKCAGAAGGAGGAGUUGRUCCUCAAGCCCUUCCWGGAAGAAGAUCCAUGGGGAAAUAGGGAUGUUGGCUGGAUGAUGAAAUUGGCAUUGGCAGGGACACAUAGUCUAGAAGAGGAGGUAAGGACGAUAGAGGAAGGYCCGACCCAGGUAGAGGAGCAUGAGCAACUAAUGGGAGGGAUGUACUUGCUCACCAACACGCUCCUGCAAGAGAACUUUGACCAGAGGAGCGCAGUCAGCUCCGAAGUGGGCGAACUUUUCAUUCCUGAAAGUCAGGACGACGAGUUUGAAGAGGGAGAGAUUAGGGGGGCCUUCCGUGCUGAGGAGUAUGAUGGAAUUUAUCGGGAAUUGGGGACUACCAAGUAUGCGUCGGUCACUCUAUGGUAUGGAAGGCAUGCCACCUUCCCCAUAGAAAGUUUUAUGAAGACGUGGAGGCGCCAGGACCUGGAAGUGAACCUAUCCUUUGAAGAACUGCUCGACAUACGGGUGCGACAAGUGGGGGCCGCUGAAGAAAGGCUACGGGAGACCGCUGGUCAGGUGGAGAGAAUUCGUAUGGAAGAUAAGAUGAGGUGGGACCAGAUGGCCCGAAUAAGGAAGGAGCCGCUGAAGGUUGGAGACGUGGUGCUGCUGUACGAUUCCUCGCUGGAGAAGCAGUGGUCUAGGAAACUUGACAAGCGCUGGCUGGGACCCUAUAGGAUCGUGCGGUGUGGCGAGUUUGGGGCCUACCAAAUUGAGGAGCUGGAUGGGGAAGGAUGGCAGGACUGGGUCUUCCCCUCCUCUCCUGAUUCCUUUCAUCCUCGUAUCCCUCGCUUCCCACCACCUACCCCUACCACUGCUUCCCGAGUGACGCCUACUCGUCCAGCUACUGACGAGCCCUCUAUUGACUAUUCUCCUACCAUCGCCGAGGACAGCACUGUCGAGUCUCGCUCAGGUGAUUGUCCGAUAGCCUUCUACUCCCGUCAGCUCCUGCCCGCCGAGAUAAACUACACAGCUGAUGAACGUGAGGUUCUCGCAGUAGUUUAUGCCGCUCGUCACUGGCGGCACUACCUGCACGGGGCACCAUUCACGGUGCGCACGGACAACUCUAUUGUCCAAGCUUUUCUGACUAAGCCGAAGCUCACUCCUCGACAGGCUCGCUGGUGGCGCGACCUAUCCGAGUUUACUUUCACCACUGAGCACAUCAAGGGUGAGACUAAUCGGGUCGCAGAUGCCCUAUCUCGGCACCCUGACCACGACCAGGAGCAAAUCCAGCUCUCUUCCGUCUCGGUCACCACCGUCCACCACUCGGUGAUCGACGAGUUUCGCACUCAGUACCGCCACUGCCCCGACUAUCGCGACAUCCACGCGACCCUUCGGAGUGGCAAGACCGUCCCGAACUACUCUCUCAGGGACAACGGUCUCGUGUACUGGCACGGUUCACAGGGCACCAGAGAGCCCCGUAUUUGCGUUCCCUCCACUGGACAGCUAUGUGUCCAAGCAGUAGCAGAGUUCCAUAACCAGGCAGUUGUCGGUCAUAUGGGCUUCCACAAGACGUUGGCUCGUGUGAGCCGCCUCUACGUCUGGCCGAAGCGCAAGGACUUUGUGAAGAACUACGUCGCAGAGUGUCCCACCUGUCAGGAGGUGAACAGUGCGAACCACCUGCCUUAUGGUUUGCUCCAGCCUCUUCCUAUCCCUGAGGGUCGUUGGCAGUCCAUCUCGAUGGACUUUAUCGGUCCUCUUCGUCCUCCAACCCCUCGCGGUAAUGAUGCUAUCCUGGUCGUCGUCGACCGCUUCACGAAGCGUGGACGCUUUGUUCCGUGCCGCUAUGCCAUCAGUGCACGUGAGGUCGCCGACAUCGUGUUUGACCGAGUCGUGUGUGACCACGGCUUACCUCUGAGCAUCAUAUCUGACCGUGACCCGCGCUUUACCAGCCGAUUCUGGCGACGACUCCACGAGGUAUACGGCACUCAGCUCCGCUUCUCCUCGUCUUACCAUCCUCAGACUAUUGGUCACACCGAGAUCACGAACAGGAAUCUCAGAGAUAUUCUUCGAAAGAUUGUUCGUGACGACCGGCAGUGGGAUCUUCAUCUUGCCCACGCGGAGAUAGCCUACAACCACGCCGUCUCGCCAGCCACGGGGAUGUCGCCUUACUAUUGCGACCUCGGCUAUUACCUUCGUGUUCCCACGGACUUUCUUCGACCGUCACAAAUGCACCCCGACACGAGUUAUCCUGCGCUGGAUGAUUGGGUUGCACACAUGACGUCGAUUAUGAAGACCGCACAUGAGCACAUAGCCGCUUCCCAGACUCGCAUGGCAGCACGUGCAAACCGAUCGAGGAUGGACCAUCCAUUCAAAGUCGGUGAUGAUGUGCUUAUCCACGCCCGCCACUUACAGCUCGAAGCGGACACGCUUCGCAAAGUUGAGAGGCGGCGGCGAAGCAAGAGGCCAAGGGAACCGGCACCGAGAGAGGCGGGGCUGGCCAAAGAGGGGAGGGGAGCCCCGGCCCAGCGGGAGGAUGAGCCCGCAGGGCCCGCAUUGGCAGAGGAGUCGUUCCCUGCUUGUGGCCUCCGAGCGGUUGAGUUCCGGCGGAUUACGAGCGAGGAGUUGAGGCCGCCCUCACCACUACCAUCAACGCAGAAGCUGGACAUACCAAGAGAGACGCCAUUCCGAAGCUUAGCGACUCAUCUGGAUGUAUCCCAAUGGAAGGCCUCACGGCUGGGAGAGGGCUCAGUUGAGCCGGCAUGCUACGUGCCAUUGGAGGAGCCCCUCGACCCCGAGAUGGAGACAUACAUGCAAGACCGAGAGGAGCCGCAGGAUCCUGAGAUAGCAGCCGAGCGGCCAGAUCCGGUGCGACCUCAGGGUAGAGAGGUGAUCACAGUUGGGGACGAUACCCCUCCAUGCUCCCCAGCUCCAGAGCCAGCACAGCGUUCAUGGCCAGAGGGGAUUCUUGAGCCAGGUAGCGAGGAGAUCCCGGAGUUUCCCCCUGAGGCCACCACUAUACCUGAGCAGGAGGCAGAGGCAGAGAACCGGGGAAUGUGUGAGAGAGCGAGGAUGGAGGUGCCCCUUGACUUGCCCUUGGCCACACAGGUGACCGAGAGCCCGGAUAUCGAGGAGCCCGUUUCAGCAGAGUUACCGCUAGUAGUGCCGUGCGCGAGCAAAAGGAUGGAGGCGGAGGCGUCGACUCCAGGAGGCCACGGGCCGCGAGUGGAAGGAACCCCAAGAGAGACCCGCGAAGAGAAGUCCGCCCGAGUGCGGGUCCGUCUGGACGAGAUAUACGCAAGACAGAUUGAGAUGGAGGCGGCGGGGAUAGAGCCGACACCGCCGGUCGAGCCCAAGACGAGUGAGCAGAGGAUCGACAAGUUGUGGGCUAGGUAUGAGAGUCAGAGGGAUGCAGCCCGCCAGAGGUCACGAGAGGCGGGACAGGCGGACGAGGAGAUGAGUGAGUUGAGAGAGAUGGGGGACUUGGGGUUCUCCGCGACUAGGCAGGCGAUUGAGCGUAUGGAUCGGAGGGUAUGCGAAACGGCAGUCACAUCCUUCCAGUGGUAUAAUCUACUCAGCAAUGAGCUCAGAGUUAAGGAGUUGGAGGUGGAGCACCUGACUACUCAGCUUGCCGAGGAGAGGGCGAGGAGCAGGGCUAGAGAUGUUGAGUGGGAGAGGAGAUUUUGGGAGAUGGCUGCCGUUGUGGGUAGGCUCUCGGCAGCCUGGGAGGCUAGCCAGAUGGGGCGAGCCGGUGCCGAUAGCCAGGGCCGAGGGGUGCAGGCUUCGCCGGGUCAUGGAGCAGCAGUGGAGGUCCCUCGACAAGCCGAGCCAAUGGAGGAGGCGCCUUUGGACGCAGUCGAGGAGGAGAGUGGCGCGCAGGAGUCGCUUAUGGCUAUGUCCACGGAGAGGAGAGGUUCGCGCUUGCAUGAGCUGGCGGCAGCCAUGGGGAUAGGCACUCCACAGGAGGGGCCUCAGGGACUCGACGCUCCAGAGCAUUCCCCGAGGUUGGGGGAGUUGAGGGCGGAUCUGGGCUCCUGGGCCACGGGGACCGACUCAGGAGGGCCUGACUCGCGACGGCAACAACAGCAGGAGGUCGUGAGUGAGCCCGCCGCUAUUGGGGGCUCUCAACCAUUAGGAGUAUGUAAGGAUGAGGCGAUGAUGACAGAGAGGGCGCAUGAAGAGGGACCCCAAGAGUUGGAUACGCCAAAGCGCGGGCCAGGGAGUGCGGCUGCACGAAGGGGUAAGGGUGCUGAGGCUAUGGGGCCAGGACCACAGGGCCAUUUGGGGUUACCCUCGUGUCAUGAGGUGGCUACUGAGACCAUGGGGACGCCUUCGGCAUCGAGUUCGCAAGGAACAAAGAAGAAGACUGUCAAGUGGCAUGAUUCCUCCUGUUUUGGUGCAAGGAGGGAGGGCAUAGAGCCGUGGACGGCCCAAAGCUCCUUGAGGAUAAGGCCGAGGGGCGAGUCGCGGAGGACAAUGGCAAAUUCUAUGAUAGACAGGGGAGGAUAGUGGAGCGAGCUCCAGAUGGGGGCAGGGCCCAGUUAUACAGACAGAACCAGGAGCAAUUGUGUAAGUGGGGAUCGGUCUGUCUAUGUAUUGAUAGGACUAGAGAUCUUUGACACACACAGGGCGAGGUUAGAGGUGUACAUACCUGAGGAACCCAAGGCGCUCUAUAAGUUUAGGUGUCUUGGGUUACCUCAUUUACUUGGGAUUCUCUCAGUUUCUUUGGUUCUGAACAAGGAGGUCUGAGCCGCUCUAUAAAUUUAGGUGGCUCAACCCUUCUUCUGUUUUGYUUUGAGGGAAUAAUCUUGGCAAGGGACGGACCGCUCUAUAAGUUUAGGUAGCCUGUCCCACUUCCUAGCACAGAUUGGACCAGAGAGAAAUGAACCUAGCUGAGGAUC
Chara braunii is the source of this 5480-nucleotide messenger RNA. The record is from the annotation of a GenBank genome assembly. NCBI's taxonomy places the organism in Eukaryota, Viridiplantae, Streptophyta, Charophyceae, Charales, Characeae.